Molecule: messenger RNA, 30394 nt
Organism: Podarcis lilfordi (Lilford's wall lizard)
Lineage: Eukaryota; Metazoa; Chordata; Lepidosauria; Squamata; Lacertidae
Source: the annotation of a GenBank genome assembly
AUGAGCUGCGCACGCGCAGGUCCCGUCAGUCCGUCGCCUGCGCGCGCGGGGCCCGAAAGGCGUGCCAGCGCCUGCGCGUUGGAGCCGCGCGAAGCCGGCCUCGGCCGGGCAAAAGCGCGGAGUGCGGCGGGGAGGGGGGAGGAACAAAGAUGGCGGCCCGUGCUGCAGGAGUUGUUGUUGCCAUGGCGUCCUGCAGGAGGUGAGGCCCACACACCUGAACUCCUUUGCGGCACCGGGGGUCUGUUGCGGGACGGGACGGGGGUUUGAGGGCUGGGGGGGGCGAGGGCCGUGGGCCGUGUAGCACGAAGGGUUAAGAAGAGGGGGGCUCUAAAGGUUCGGUUAAAAGGAUGCUCUGGGGGCUCCUCUCCUUAUUUGAGUCGUGGGGCCGGCUGUGGGUCUGCAUGGGGGGCACAACGCGACAUAGGUAAGGCCCACCUGCCUAGAUGGUGUCUAGCGCAGGCGACAUGCACACGCUGUGCCUGUAUAACGCGAGGGGAGGGGGAGGGCAGGGAGCACAAUUUGACAUUAUUAUGUAAUCGCGGCAUAAUAAUAUGUGGGGUGAGUCUUGACAGGGUGGGGUUGGGGUUUGUGGUUUUUAUUUGGGGGGGGGCUUCUCUGCCCAGGGUCCUCGGUGAAGGGGGUGGGGAAUGGGCUUCUCAUGGGGGCUCUGGACUGCGAAGGAGGAGGGCUCUAGAGGUCGGCAGAUGAGGCUGUGCUGCCUAGGAGUUGGGGUGGGCUCCUGGUGACAGCAGGAAGACCCCCAACCUCUAUGGAGUAAGUAGUUCUGAAGUGUGGCUUGGAAGUAAAACAAUUUGGGGGGUGUUCUGGGUGUCAGUAUAUUUUUUAUGGCACUGGUCUUCAGCUGGUGGGUUCGGGGACCCCGCUAGUGGGUCACGGCUUGUUCCAAGGUGGGUUGCAGCAGGAGCAUGGACAUCAUGCAGAUACACGGUAAAAAUAGUAGGGAAUGGGUCCUGAAAUGUAUGGAUGGGUUGAAAUUGGGUCCUGGGAGUGAAAAGGUUGAUGACUACUGUUUUAUGGGAUGCAUGGACAAGGGCUACUAGGAGGCUGCCUCUUGAGAAGGACAUCCUGGCGAGGGCAAAACCAACUUCAUCUAUCUGCCAGUUGAGGAUCAGCUGCUCCAGUCCUUGAUUUCCCUCUUCCCUCCUCAUUCCAUUUUCCUUUCACAUUGUGUCUAUUGAAUUGUGAGCUAGAGGGCAGAUAUUGUCUUAUCCUUUAAUUUACAAACAGUGCUUAGAGAAAUUUAGGAGCUUUGAUAAUGAUGAUAAUAUAGGUUUUAAAAUAGGGAAGGUAUGGACUGUCUUUUUAAAUGGGAAGAUGCACCCCAAAUCAGAAGAUGGAUUUGUGUUUUAGGUGUUUAGAUGUGUUUUAGGUGUUUAGAUAUAUUAUUGGGUUGUAUCCAGGGCUAGUUCUUCCCAUAGAAAUGAAUAGGCAUGGCUAGUUCAGUUCCAUUUCAAUGAAUCUACUCUGAGGAGAAGUUGGAUAAAAACCUAGUAUUUAAAUGGUGUAUGGCAGUGUCAUUAUGGCUUUAUGGUGUUUAUGAAGAUUUGGUCAAAUUGACAGAAAAGGAUAGAGCUCUGAGUGUCUCUUUGCUGCUGCAAGAUAUGGCAGUAGUAAAGAUUUGAAGGAUUUAUUUUAAAUGGUGAGGUGGAGGCCACCAGGUGUCAUGGCUUAAAACAGGGUUAGACAUACUUAUAGGAGAGGAGAAGGCUGUUGAACUUCCAUAUCCAGUAGAGGUGGAGAACCUCUUAGGCCCUCCAUAUGUCAUUAGACUACAACUUCCAUCAUCCCUGAUCAUUGUCCAUGCUUGCUGAGGCAGACAGAAAUUGGAGCCCAGCAGCAUCUGAAGGGCCACAGAUUCCCCAUCCAUGAUGUACAGGUUGAGACUACCUUUGAAUUCCCCAAUGCUGAGGACAAACAUGAGGGGAAGAUUGUUACUGCUUUAUCCCUGGAUGAUGGAAGCUUUCUGGAGGGACCUGGCUGGACAAAGUUUGUACUGGAGAACUGGACCUUUGCCUGACAUUGAUGGGCAUGCUCCAUCUCUCCCAAUAACGUUUUGCAUGUCAAUGAAGCUUUGGAACUCCCAGGGAAUGUCUUGUUUUCCAUUUCAGCCACAGUGAAAAGAAGCAAUAGAGCAAAGGAAAGAUAUGAGGGCCAGUGGUGGUUGUCCUCAAGGAUCACAUCUGUGAUCCUGCAGAUGUUAGACUCCAACUCCCAUCUUCCCUGGCCAUUGGCCAUGCUAAGAGUUGGAUUCCAGUUAUGUCGCGGGGGAGCGGGACACAGAUGUUGACCGGCUGAUAAUAAAGAGAAUCUGGGAUUUUUGUGUAUGUAAAUAAUAAGCGUCUAAGGGGAAACCAAGGGGAAGUGCUCUUGUGCUUGAAGCCUGCUUGUGGGUUUCCCCACAGGCAAUUGGUUGGCCACUGCAAGAACAAGAUGCUUGACUAGGUGUUGGCCUGAUCCAGCAGGCUCUUCUUUUGUUCUUCUUUUGUUUUUCAUAGAAUCAUAGAAUUGUAGAGUUGGAAAGGGACCCUGGCAGUCAUCUAGUCCAACCCCCUGCAAUGCAGGAAUCUCAACUGAAGCAUCAUUAGAUGGCCAUCCAACCUUUGCUUUAAAAGCCCCAAGGAACGAGAGUCCACCACCUUCUGAGGGACCGACACAAUUUUUGUUCUUCUGUUGCAUCUCCUGUGCCUGUCCCUAUUCAUUCCUCUUUCCUCCAUGAAUAUUUUAGAAUAUAAGCAAAGGACCACUCAGGCUUCUUCAGUGUCAUUUAUAUAAAUGGGACUCUCUGUAUAUAAGUAAAUGAGAAUGUGUCGAAAUUCUGUGUGCCGAGAAAAGCUAGAUUCUAUAACCAUGGCAGAAAUUAUGCUGAUAAUAUAUUUGCAUAUUCUUUUUUCAUCUACUUUCUCUUGCUUCUGCUGUGUAGCGACAAAUAACUAUAGCGGUUACAGAAUCUUCUCUUCCCCUGCUUGCGUUCAAGUCUUACUUUGCAAAAAAGGAAAUGUUUUUCUGAAGGCUGGCUCUUUACUUUGAUCCCCUAUUCUGUGAUUGGGUGGAAUUCGUGUGUCCCAGCCUGUUUCCUGUGUGGCUCUUGAGGUCUCAGUGGGUCUCAGUGGGACUAGCUCUGUCUCCCAUAAGAAGAGCCCUGUUAGAUUGCACUAAAGCUGGGGUGGGGGGCAGGACCUUGUGACUUCUAGAUGUUGUUGAACUGCAGCUUUCAUCUUUGAGACCAGUAUCCUGCCUUUCCUAGUGACGUGCCAAAUGCUCCACAGUCGGAGCAUGAAGGCACCGGUCCUCUGCUGCUUAUUUUGUUCCUCAAGUCUGCAUAAUUCAUGUAAUUCCCAUAGUUCUGCUUAAGCAGGCUUUUUGAAUUUGGCACAGAAAAUUGGUUUUCCCUUGUUUUUAAAUAUGUCGCGCAGAAUCUUGUUGCCUCAGUAAAGACCUCCUUGAGUUUUGAUUUCCAAAGAAUUGUGAUUUCCAAAAGAAUUACACCAGGAAUGCAGAAGAAAUCCCCUUUGGCCAAUGGUAGCAGAGGAAACUGGAGGAGAACCUCAGAAGAGCUCUGAUGGAGAGUGGCUGGCCAGCAGCUCUCUGAAGCUCACAAGCAGCGCAAGGAGGCAAUAGCUCUUUACUGUUCUCCGCUUCUUCAGCAGCUGGUAUUCAGAGGUAUACGGCCUCUGACUUCCACUAGCCUUCGUGGCCGCUACCCAUUCAUAGACCGGUCCUUCACAAAUGUGUGUAUAGUGGUACCUCAGGUUAAGUACUUAAUUCAUUCCGGAGGUCCGUUCUUAACCUGAAGCACCACUUUAGCUAAUGGGCCUCCUGCUGCCGCCGCACCUCCGGAGCACAAUUUCUGUUCUCAUCCUGAAGCAAAGUUCUUAACCCGAGGUAAUAUUUCUGGGUUAACGGAGUCUGUAAUCUGAAGCGUAUGUAACCUGAAGUGUAUGUAACCUGAAGUGUAUGUAACCUGAGGUACCACGGUAAAUGCCUUGCAGUACCACCUAAAGUCAUAUAACUACACAACGCCCUAAAGCUGUUUGGCUGAUACCACUGUGGCAGAACUUUGGGACUGGGGGCCGAAUGUGGCCCUUCAGGCUUCUCUGACUGGGCCAGGUUGCCUCUGGCUUGCCAGGAUGGAAAGACGUGUGACCUUUGCGUGGCCUACUAUACAAAGUAAGAGUUGCACCCAUUGCUCUGCCCAGUUUACCACUGACUCGGCCCUGACACUGGCAUGUGGCCCCUGGAAGACGCCCCAUGAGAGAAUGUGGCCCUUGGGCUGAAAAAAAAUGCCUGACCUCCCUGGAGUGUUUGUGAUUUUUUGGUCAACCUUUAGGUGUCCUGGUUUAGGUCCCAUUUAGGUAAGUAGAUGCACAUGAAAUAAUUUAGAUGCAAAUGUGAGUGAGCAGCGACGCUGCCUAUUCCCCCUUGCUGCUCUCGAAGCUUGGAACUCCCCCCUAAAUAUGCACAUGGCGCCACCUCUCCUCCCUUCCUUCAAAUCACUUCUCAAAAUUAAUCCUUUUCUAAGGGAUUUUUCCUCCUGAAUUCUUCUUUCCAACUUUAACCAAGUUUUAGGCCGAUGUAACUGCGUCUGCCCACAAUUUCUCCUCCCUUCUUCGUUUCUCCCGUUGUCUGUUUUGGAUUGGAAGCUCCUUGCAGGCGGGCACCUCUCUGCACACCUCUCUGUGACUUACUGCGCCCCAGGAACGGGAAGACUAUGGCCUUCCUGAUUUUGCAGAACUACAACCCCCCUCAUCCCUGACCACUGGCCAUGCUGCCUUUGGCUGACGGAAGGGCCGCAGAGUCUCUGGUGCUCAAAAGCUUGCACUGAUUGGCCAUACUGGGCCAUCUUCAAGGCUCUUAACAACUUGGACACCUCAGGGUCCACCUCUCCCUUGUAUCCCUGCCCGGUCACAGAGGUAUUCAGGGGAGUCGCUGUUAGUGUUAGUUUCCCCCCAUGGCUCAGAUGCGCAGCAUUUGGUAAUGUGGGCCCAGUUUUAUGGAACCUCCUUCUAGCCAAGGUCUGACAGGCCCCCUCCCUGUUGAACUUCUGUGCCUUCUUAACUGGGUUAAAAAAAUAAUAAUCCAGCAGGCAUUUUAAUUUAAUUCUGAUUUUGUAAUUUUAAUUGGGUUUUGAUGUCAUUGUAUUGAGAUUUUUGUGUGCUGCAUAGAGAUGAUAUAAUGGAGAGCUAUAUAAAAUGUCUAAGCAAAUGAAUAAAAAUGUGAAGGAAACACCCAUUAUGUUACAGGUACUUCCAGCCAGGUGGCCUUGGGCUUUGGUUUCCAAGGUUUUGACAAUCUGCAUACCUCCAGAGCCCCGUUCACUCCCACUCCGUCCUUGGAAUGAUGAGAACUAUUAAACCUGUAUCGCAGAAAUAAAGCCGAGGUUCUCAGGAAGCCAGAAGCUGAGUUGAAUCCUGCAUGGUGUUUACAGACUAUGCUCACCCUUGUUUCUGAGGCAUUGGAGUUAAGAUGUGGCCUCGGUUCCCCCUGAGAUGCAGGGAAGCACUUCCCUUUCCAUUGGGACCACCUAUCCUGGAAUCUGGCUGUGGGGAGCAUCUCUGAGUAAAGGCGGAGAAUUUUACCAGUUUUCCUUUGCUGUUUUUUUGUCUUGCAGGGCAUCUGCUAAGAGGAGCCCUCCUGCGGUCAGCCACCUCUGUGAGGUGUGAGCCAGGGGCCGGAGGGGGUGAGAGUCUAGCACUUUUUGAGAGGUGCGUUUCCAGCUUGCUGGGCUGGGGUCUUUGUGCUGCUUGGCUUUGUGCUGUCCAUUUCUGUUGAGUGCCUGUUUUGAGGGGCUAAAAAAUUUCCAUGCUUUUAUUAAAUUGGAAACUGGGAUUUCCCAAGAGUCUGUGUGCUCAGUCCUCUGAACUGACCUUUUCCCACAGUCUCCUGGUUUAAUUGCUGCAUUGUUUUAAUGUGUAUUUCACUUAAGGGUGUCUAUAUUGUAAGGUGAUUGUAUAGUUUAAUUAGGAAUGUUUCUACUUCAGUGUUUUGUUUCCUUUAUACACAGUAAAAAGCACAGAAGCCUAUCCUGAACGUUAAGUGGUAUAUAAAGUUGUUAAUAACUGAUUCUAUCCAGCUAAAUCCUACUCAGAGCAGAUGCACUUAAGUCAAUGGACAAAUUAGUAAUAGCUAUUUAUUUCUCAGUUGGCUCCAACCCAGUAUUAAUAACAAUAGCCUCAUAUUUGGCAUUGCUCUGGAAUGAUAAGGAACCAAAAAACCAGUGCAGCUCUGAAAGGUUCAGUCUGCCAUCUUGAUUCCAAAUGAUGCCCAGCUGUAUCCAAACAUAGACAAAAGCCUGGUCCUUGAGUUCUGGAGGAACCAUUAUGCCAAAUUUGGUUAUGAUAUCUUAGCAGGUAUCCGAAUGCACAGCCAACAAACAUACAAUGGUACCUUGGUUUAAGAACAGCUUAGUUUAUGAACAACUUGGAUUAAGAACGCUGCAAACCUGGAAGUAGAUGUUUUGGUUUGUGAACUUUGCCUUGGAAGCAGAACAUGUUCUGCUUCCUGCUGAGUGUGUUCCAUUUGUAAAGUGAGUCCCCCGCUGCUGUGGGAAAGCACACCUCGGUUUCAGAACGCUUUGGUUUAAGAACGGACUUCCGGAACGGAUUACGUUCGUAAACCAAGGUACCACUGUAUUUCAAAAACGUAAUGUGAAGAAACAGACCUGACCGUUUCCCCACUUCCCGCUUUUGUUUCUUUUCUCCCCAGGGCCCUCCUCUAUCUCCUCUCCGCAAUGCCGCAAGCCUCCGAGCACCGCAUGAGCCGGGCGAGAGAGCAGUCGGUCAUCACCUCUCAGCCGAAAGCCACCUCCAAGCUCCCCAAUGGACACCGAGCCCCGAGCCAAGAGCACCGCGGCUGCUCCUCCGCCGCCUCCAACGGACUUUCCGUGGCGUCCAAACUGCGCCCGUUGCCGCCCAGGCCAAGCCCUCUGGAUGACAGGGGCAAGAAGCUGGAGCUCGACCGAGGCCGGGCCUCCAAGCGCAGCGACACACUGCGCGCCUCCGCCUCCCGCCGCGGCCCCGUCAAGGCAGACCACGCCCUCAAGGUGCCCGGCUGCCCGCAGGCCGGCACCAUCUCCGGCAGCGCCUCCUUCACCAUGCCACCCGGCGUCCUCCUGGGCGGGCCGGACUCAGACCGCCGGAGCGGCAACCUGCUGCGCUCCAAGUCGAUCAGCAUCGGCGACCUGAGCCAGUCCGGCAGCCGCGGGGAGGAGCAGCUGAGCGCCGUGCUGAACCGGCUUGCUCUCCGGGACCGCAGCCCAUCGUGCAGCCACAAACAUGGCCUGGGCGCCCUGGCCCUGAAGAGGAGCUCGUCUCUGCGGAGAGUCAACGUCACCCCCGGGGCAGAUGGGAGGCCGUCGCCCACGCUGCUGUCCGUCCGCACGGAGGGCUGCCCCAGGACUCGCGCCCUCGACCCGCAGGCCACGGAAUACGCUCGCUCCCAAGACGUCCCGGUAUCCACCAGCCCACCCCAGAGCAAGGGCCUUGUUCCGAGCAGGCUGGAGGAGAAGGCCACUGCUGUAAGGGACUGGCAAGGGGUGCCCAGCAAUGAUCCUCUUUGGGGGAAUGGAGGGCUCCAGGCUUUACAAUAGGGUACACGGUGUGAAGAAAGUAGAUAGAAGGAACUUUAUUAACCUUAGAAUCCAGGGCUGUCUAGGAAACUGAUUGGCAGUAGAUCCAGGGGCAAACUGAAGAAAGUAAUUCUCUGCAGCACAUAUAGAUUCACUCUUGGCAUCUCUGUAUUUAAGCAGUUGCCUGGGAGUUGUAGGCACAAAGGAAUUCCCUGUGGCAGAAGGGUCCUGGAUUCCUCUUCCGUCCUGCACCCCUCACCUUUAUCCCUCCUCAGCCAAAAUACUUUGCAGAAUGCUUUCCCCUUCCUCCCCCCUUCCUCCCUGGCUGCUAAGAAUCCGGUGUCCUGGGUUUCCAUACUAGACAUGGAGGACCAGCCUCUUAGCAAGCUAGUGUUUAGAAAACAAAGUGUGGGAUACUUAUUAUUUAUUCAAUUUAUAUUCCGCCCUUAAUCCAAAGAUGUCAGGACGGUUCAUAAGAUAAAAAUACAGGGUAAAAGCACAAAAUCGAUAGGUAAAACCAAAAUAAAACAAUAACCCCACCCCAAGAAACACAUUUAAGAGCCGUAACUUUUGUGGCACUAUGGGGAGUACGUUGCCGUGAAGUGCAGUCACAGUCGCCAUUUUGGUUUGUCUUAAAGCGGGAUUGGUGUAACCUGUGGCCCUGCAAAUGCUGCUGACCAUUGGCCAUGCUGGCUGGGGCUUACGGGAGUUCAGCAACAUCUGGAGAGCCAGAGGUUCCCACUCCCUCCUUUAAAGGAAGGAGAGAAGACAAAUUUGUGGAUGACUUUUGUUCAUCACUUGAUCGCCUGAUAAAGCUCCCAUGUUCAGUAGCAAUAUACCGCUGAAUACCAAAUGCUGGGGACAGGCUGUUGCCUUCACAACCUGUUUGUGGGUGCCCCAGCAUGAGCCAACUUCUUUCUCUCCUCUCCUGGUGCAUCCCCCCUAACCCUCCAAAAUAAUUGCCCCAGAGGGUUGCGUGAGCAGAAACUCACGCUCGCUGGAUUUCCCUUGAUGUUUAUGCUGUCCGCUCCCGCUAGUUUUUAACUGCUUUGUUUCAUGUUCCUCCCAGGCAGACAUGCACGCACGCAGGACUCUCCUUGGCAGGCGGCUAAGUAUCUCUAACAGAAUAGACAGCCACAAGAGUUCCCAGCAUUCCUUGGGGGUGAGUCUGUGGGGGGAGAGCACCGUAGUCGUUAAGCUGGUUUUAAGUGGCUCAGCUGCAUUAGACACACUUAAGUGGGUUUAUCGGCCAUGGAACCUUGCGGGUUGUGCUUCGGCGAGUCAGACAGAGAUCCUACUCUGAGAAUUCGCAGGAAGCCACCACCAAAGGAAGUUUAGGGGAACUGGUGGUAGUUUGCCUGGUUUAGAUUUGUGACAUGUGAACUUUCCUUAUACUACUAAGGCAGAAUGCUGGCCCAUCUAGUUCAAUAUUGUCCGCAGUAAUGGGCAGCAGCUCUUUGGGAUUUUCCAUCCCUACCUGGAGAUGUCAGGUCCAUCUGUGUAUAAAAGCAGAUGCUCUACGCCUCUGAACUAUCCCUCCAAAAGAAUAAUAACCAUUGAAUAGGUUCCUAUAGAGCUGCCCCUAGCUGUUUGCUUUCCCCUUUGCCUCACAGGAAGGCUGCCUCUGUAUCCUUCAUAUCAAUUACUUACAGUCCUGUAAAUACUGGCAGAUGGCCAGCAUGGAUCCGGUUCCCCAAGGCAGGAGGGUGGAGUUCUGGCCUGACUCCCACCACAUGCCAGCUGCUGGAAAAUGAGACAGCACAGGCAUGGCUCCUUGCAGCAAGGCGCUUUUGGUGUCGUUCGGGUGUCAGUGGGAAACUUAGGAAGCCUCUGUAUUCAGAGUUGAGUUUUAUCGGAACUGACUCUUGAGGGUUUCAGGCGGUUGGCAUCCCCAGGUCUACUUGGAGGAGCCAGAGAUUGAGCCUGCAACCUUCUGCAUGCAAGGCAGAUGUUCUGCCACUCAGCUACAGCCCUCCUCCCUCUCAACAGUAGUCCAGACAGAGAGGAGGGCAUAAGAAGCUGUCUUCUACUGAGUCAGACCAUUGGUCCAUAUAGCUGCUCAGUAUUGCGUAUACUCACUCCAGGAUUUCAGGCAGGGUUCUCUCCCGGUCCCACCUGGAGAUGCUGCUGGGAUUGAACCUGGGACCUUUUGCAAGACAGAUGCUUUCCCCAUUGAGCUAUGGCCCUUCCCCAAGGGGUGUUGGCUGUUCAUUGUGCUGUCACCCACACACAUGGUUUUCUUUUCCUUUUUCUGUUUAUUGCAUGGUGAAAAUCAAUGAAGCUUUUUGUGGACAAACGUCGUCUCAAGGAGCAGCCUCUGCACAGUUGCAUUGCAAGCUGCUUCCACUGGUCCAUCUGCCCCUGUUGGAGCCAUCUCAGGAGAUGCCUCCUUGUGGCCUCUCCAACACUUGAAAGCAGGAGGCAGAUGGGAGGGAGGGAAAGGAGACUUUUCUUUGGUGAUAGCCUAUCGAAAAUCACAUUUGUUUCCAUAGAAACAGAUGCAUGGAACAAAAUGUAUAGAGUUAGCAGAUGUCUCCCCUAAAUCUUUUCUGUGAGUGCAGGGACCGUCUUUUAUUAGAGGGGGUGGGGAUGGCUUAGGGGAAGGCACAUUCUCAAAUGUGCCCAUUUUCUUCCACUGCUGUCCCAAGCUGGCAGCCCUUUUGCUGAACCUGGACUGAUUUGGGGGUAAAAUGUCCACGCCCAGCUCCUAGCUCACUAUCUGCACCCGGUUCCCCCGGCUAGUGACUCUGGUCGACUCAGGGGCUGACAUCUUCCAGAGUUGUAACGGCUAAUUAAUUCCCUGGGGCAAGGAUUCACUUGCGCAGUUUUUAUAGGUCUGUGUAACUGUCCGACUUGCCCUGCUCAAGGUAGCUUUUGGGGAACAUCCCACUGUGCCAAGGUGGGUUGGCCCACUGAGAAGUCGUCCGAAGCAGUUACCUGCUGGGUCUCGGGGCUUUUCUCGAGGACGCUGCAGGGGCCUCUUGGGGAAGCUGCUAGCCGUAACCCUGGUCACCCUGAGCUGUGUAUAUUUGCUUUGGUUGUGUUUUUAUUUUGCCGCGCCGUUCCCUCCCUGGCUCCGCAGUUCUCCGAAAGCGUUGCUGCUCCCCAAAGUAGCUCUUCCUGCUAAUUAAUCCCGCCGAGAUGAGCCUCCAGGAGGAGCCAGGAAUAGCCAGGGGAAAUCGGAUCAGCUAAUGAGCUGCUGGCUUAUAGGGACGUGAGGGAGGGCCCGCCAGUCCUUUUCCCCGCUUGGUGCCGCGCAGGACGAGGGCUGCGCCUCUUUCUCGCCGGCUCUUCAAGCGGGAACGGGCAGCGGGGGAGCCAUGCCGGGGCUCCAGGGGGCCACUCUGGUGGAGCUGCCCCGGAAGCUGCACCGCACGUUGGCCACCAAGCGGGAGCUUCAUGGCCGAGCGGCGGACAUCUCUGAGUCCGUGGUCCACACGGCGGUGAUGGGGCUGCUGCUGAUGACCAGUGAGGUAACCCCCCCCCCAUCUCUCCCCGUUGCUGCCACUAAGUUGAUAAUGUCUGACGCGGCUUCAUUGCGUGGCUUUAUUGUACAGAGGUGCCCUGAGCCUCUUUCUCCGUAUCCUUUACCUUUUACCUUUUUGGUUCUUUGGCUGGAUUUAUACCAUUCCGUUCCAUAUGGGACAGUUUUCAUUGUAAUGAAGGAUGAUUAAGAAACUUGACUAUUAAAAAAAACCUGCUGUUUGCUGGGAGAAUUUGAGGAACAGGGAGCUUUGGCCUAUGGGACAAGGCUGCAGCUGAGAAGAGCGUGGAGAAUGCUUUUCCUUGAUUUCAUAGUGGAUGAGAGCAGCGCUUGUUGAAUUAUUUGUUUCUGACCCAGUAGUUGCCUUUAAUUCUGGCCAGCGACUAGGGACCCAGUUACAAUGUUUGUGAUGAGAUGUUUCCCUCCUUCUCCUCUUCCGCCCACUGCAAGAAGAGGAGAGGACAUUUUUAAUAGCUGUUUGAAAGAGUUUUUUCUUGGAGGAUCUACCCUGUGAGAGAAACCUGCAUUUGCUGCAGUUCCCUUCUAUAUUACUAAAUUCAUACCCCACUUUUUCCUCCCAAAGUUGUCCAGAGUGGAAAACACACAAGCAAGAAAACAAUCUGAACAUCUUAAAAACACCCCUCCAGUACGGAUGCAGGCCUGCUUUUAUUGCACCACACAGCUAUUUAAACAUGAAGAGGCUUGGUCUUCUUUUGCAGUUGGUCUCUCUGAUCUCAAGCUCUUCCUCCCCUCCACCACAAAAAAGGAAAUUGAGUAAAUCGACCAGUUAGUGAUGCCGCUGGGGUGAAGUGGCUGUAGGUCAGGGCACAACCUUCCUGUCAAGGGCCAGUAGUCUAAAGAAGGGGUUGGCAGGAUAUGUGGGGCUGAUGGACUCCAAUUCCAGACAUUGCUGGACUCCCAUCAGCCCCAGCCAGAGACAUCUGCAGGGCCACAGUGUCCCCCUUCGGAGUAUACAACAACAACAACUUCAUAUGCUCAUACAGUUCUCUUACAUUGGAAAAGGACCAUAGUUCAGUUGAUCAAGCCCCUCCUCUGCCCUCAGAAGGUUCAGUCCCUGGCAUCUUUAAGUGGAAAAGACUCUGAAGUUCUAGAAAGGCAUGGCUGUUGGUGUGGAGCCUAUUGGGUCCUCUGGAUGUUGCUCAGCCGCCUCCCAUCAGCCCCAGACAGCAGGACCAAAGUUAGGGAGUUGGAGUCCAACAACGUCUGAAGGGUGCCUGAUUCCUUCCCCCUGGAGCUAAGGAAGGAUUGGUAUCCGGACUUGUUUGGGGGCUUGCAGCUCCUGUUUCAGAACUUCUUGGUUGCAGUCUUAGAAAAAUGCCCCAAGGGUGCCUCCCCCACCCCCCAACUUCUUGAUUGUGUUCAGAUUUCCUUCCUGUCACGGCAAGUCGCACAAUAUAAUUGCGUGUAUUUAAAUCCUCAGCGGUUACCGCUCAAGCUAACCUGCUUCAGAGCCGCUGUGAUUUGCUCACUCCUUCUCUGCUCGAGACGACUAGGUAGGGGAGCUGGAACUCCUCCACAGCUGGCAGGAGAGGUGGAUUGAUUUGAGAAGCCUGCAAAAGGCAGCUUGGCCAGAAACUGCGGUGGAACGACCCCUAGACCAUGGAGAGGAAUCAUGCUGGGGGUUGGGGAGUUCUGGCAAUGCCACAAAAGAGACCUGUGCCAAUCUUUGGGAUGCUCACUCUUUAUGUGUACUUAAGUACGGAUGUAUCUGUCCAUCCUGCAUGUGGAGACAUGAGACGAGACGAGCCUAUUAUUCCCGCUGUCACAACACGCAAAACAUCCCUCCCUCUCUGUCUCUCUCAUUCACUCUGUCAUUUGUUUUUGUUUUUUCCAGACGCAUCACACUCUCCUGCUGGGCUCUGGGCACAUAGGUCUCCGCAACCUUGGCAACACGGUAAGAAGUGGGCGCUUACCUCCCCAGCCCCAGGUGAAGAGAACUUCCCUCCCUGCAUAAGGGACUUGUCACAAAGGUUUCUUUUGAAAGGCCCCAACAAUGUGCAAUUUUUGUUACUCAAAAGAUGCCUUAAAAUAACCGGCAUUGAGAAGUCGAACUUGGUAGGAGGCGAGGUAGCCGUGUCAGACUUGCCACAAUGAGAGCAGCAGAAGUGAUGUCUCUUAUUGAGUUUGUUGUGCGUGUGUUUUAAAGCAAAGGUGGCAAAUCUUUUCUGGGUUGGGUGAGAUUUGCAUCUUCCCCACCCCUGGAGGGCCACAUUUGACAGGUGGGUGGGGUUGCCCACCUGCCAAUUGCCUGGAUCCACAGUGGCAUCUUGCGAUGCAGCGCUUUGAAGUCCUGACUUUCGGGACUUCAAAGCGCAGCGUGGGACUGUUUGAAAGCCCCUUUGCAAACCGCCCCAGCUGCUCUUUAAAACUCCAGUUUCAGAGGCCACAUUUGACAACCUGGUAGGCCAAGAUCGGCCUGUGGGUUCCCCACCGCAGAUGAUUUUGACCUUUCAACUUGUAUGAUGUGUGCAUAUUCUGCACAACCGCUCUGUGCCGAGUGCAGAAAACAAGUUUGGAAUUCUGCAUCCAGGUGUUGCUGAGGGAGGUGAGGUUGGGUGGUAUGCUCCACGAAUGUUCUGCACUAAGCACCAAAAUCGGACGCAGGACCCAGCAUCUUUGGAAACUCGGUGGGAUUUUAGGUGCUGCCUGAAGGCAGCUUGCAACCCUGCCGCUACAGUCCCCGUUCCUAACCCUAAAUCCCCAUCUGGAAGUUGUGGGAGCCUAGCAACAAGGACACACACACCCAGCAACUGUGCCAAGCCCAGCAUAACUAAGAGCAUACGCUGUGGUUGGUUGUUCCAAAAUGGCAGCACACUCCUGUUUCCCACCACCACCAGGAGGGGAAAAGGGGCGAGCAUAGAAUUGAAGUCAGGAUCGCUGGCUAGGAAUAUGGGUGUUUUAUUGCAUUCUGCACUGGAGCACUAGGUAGCUAAAGUUCUGUUCACAAUUGUUCCCCCUCCUGUCCAGGCACCGACUCACCCCAGGCCUUCUUUGCUCCAGCAAGAUUUUAUUUAUUUAAAGGCAUUUUAAAACAGCUUGUUUAUUACAGUCAUACCUUGGAUCCCAAACGCCUUGCAAGUCAAACAUUUUGGCUCCCAAACGCCGCAAACACGGAAGUGACUGUUCCAGUUUGCAAAAUAUUUUGCAAAAAUAGUUCGGCUUCCGUGGCUUCUGAUUGGCUACAGGAGCUUACUGCAGCCAAUCAGAAGCCGUGCUUUGGUUUCCGGAUGUUUUGGAAGUCGAACGGACUUCCGGAACGGAUUCUUUUCGACCUCCAGCGUACGACUGUAUUAUUAUUCACUAAACAGUGUGCAACAUAAAAACCGUGGGUUGUAGCCAAUGCAAAUCCUAUUCAGAGUAGACCCAUUGAAAUUAAUGGACCUAAAUUAGGUGUGUUGGUUUUUGAAAUAUUUCUUACUUUCAAGAAUAAGGAAAUACAUCAGCAUAGGAAGUUACUUGUUGAGUAAAGUACCGUAUAUAUCCAUGUACAGUGGUACCUUGGGUUAAGAACUUAAUUCUUUCUGGUGGUUUGUUCUUAACCUGAAAUUGUUCUUAACCUGAAGCACCACUUUAGCUAAUGGGGCCGCCAUGCCACUGCCCCACCAUUUCUGUUCUCAUCCUGAAGCAAAGUUCUUAACCCGAGGUACUAUUUCUGAGUUAGCGGAGUCUGUAACUUGAAGCGUAUGAAACCUGAAGCGUAUGUAACCCGAGGUACCACUGUAUAAGACAAUUUGUUUUUCCAAAAAUAAUGUCAAAAUUUAUGGGGCGUCUUAUACAGUGGUGCCCCGCAAGACGAACGCCUCGCAAGACGGAAAACCCGCUAGACGAAAGGGUUUUCCGUUUUGGAGGCGCUUCGCAAAACGAAUUUCCCUAUGGGCUUGCUUCGCAAGACGACCGCCCAUUGGUAAAUCUCUGGGACCGCGGGGACGCGCAGGGGGUCUUCCCCACUGUCCUCGGACCUCCGCCGACGCCUGGGGGGGGGGGGGGGACACCUCCUCCCGCCGCCGCGGGGCUUCGGAAGGCUCCUCCUACGCCGGGGGGGGGGGUAGGGAACACCUGCCGCCGCCGCCCGGCUUCGGAACGGUGCUCCGGCCGGGCGGGGGGAGGGAACACCUGCCGCCGCCGCCCGGCUCGGAACGGUGCUCCGAGCCGGGCGGGGGAGGGAAGACCUCCCCGCCGCCCGGCUCCGGAACGGUGCUCCGAAGCCAGGCGGUGGGAGGGAAGACCUCCCCCGCCGCCCGGCCCGGAACGGUGCUCCGGCCGGGGCGGGGAGGGAACACCUCCGCCGCCGCCCGGCUCGGAACGGUGCUCCGAGCCGGGCGGGGGGAGGGAAGACCUGCCGCCGCCGCCCGGCUCGGAACGGUGCUCCGAGCCGGGCGGGGGGAGGGAAGACCUGCCGCCGCCGCCCGGCCGGAACGGUGCUCCGAGCCGGGCGGGGGAGGGAAGACCUCCGCCUCUGCCCGGCUUCGGGAACGGUGCUCCGAGCCGGGCGGGGAGGGAAGACCUCCGCCGCCGCCCGGCUCGGAACGGUGCUCCGAGCCGGGCGGGGGAGGGAAGACCUCCGCCGCCGCCCGGCUCGGAACGGUGCUCCGGCCGGGCGGGGGAGGGAAGACCUGCCGCCGCCGCCCGGCUCGGAACGGUGCUCCGGGCCGGGCGGGGAGGGAAGACCUCCCGCCUCUGCCCGGCUCGGAACGGUGCUCCGAGCCGGGCGGGGGAGGGAAGACCUCCGCCUCUGCCCGGCCUCGGAACGGUGCUCCGAGCCGGGCGGGGGAGGGAACACCUGCCGCCGCCGCCCGGCUCGGAACGGUGCUCCGAGCCGGGCGGGGGGAGGGAACACCUGCCGCCGCCGCCCGGCUCGGAACGGUGCUCCGAGCCGGGCGGGGGGAGGGAAGACCUCUCGCCUCUGCCCGGCUCGGACGGUGCUCCGGCCGGGCGGGGGAGGGAAGACCUCCCGCCGCCGCCCGGCUUCGGAACGGUGCUCCGAAGCCGGGCGGGGGGGAGGGAAGACCUCCCGCCGCCGCCCGGCUUCGGAACGGUGCUCCGAAGCCAGGCGGGGGGGAGGGAAGACCUUCUGAAGGCGGGCGGGGGCGAAAGUCUUUGCUCCCCUGCCUGCCUGUCCCGGAGGGCUUUUGAAGGCGGGGGAGCAAAGACUUCGCCCCCGCCCGCCUUCAGAAGAGGUCCUGGACCUCUUCUGAAGGCGGGCGGGGGGCAAAAGUCUUGUCCCCUGCCUGCCUUCCCAGGGGCUUUUAAAUUGCCCCGGACAGCGGAGAAGUCCUCCGCUGUCCCGGGGUUUUUUAAAAUGCUGGGGGUGGGAAGAAAAGCCCUUGCCCCCCCCCCCAGCCUUCAGAAGAGGUCCGGGGACAGACUGUCCCCGGACCUGGUCUGAAGGCGGUUUCCCUAGGAACGCAUUAAUUGAUUUUCAAUGCAUUCCUAUGGGAAACCGUGCAUCGCAAGACGAAAAACUCGCAAGACGAAGAGACUUGCGGAACGAAUUAAUUUCGUCUUGCGAGGCACCACUGUACACGGAUAGUGCCGAGGGUGUACUGGCGACUGGUUUUUGCUGCGAGCAGGAAUUUUUCAUUGGCGAUAGGGAUGUUGAUUUGUGUAUGCGGCAAGGGCUGCUGCUGAUAGGCUGCUGCUGCGGGAAGUGGGCAGUUGAAUGGCAGUUGCUGGCGGGUGAUUGUUUUUGGGCCCCCUCCCAAAAACCCUCAAAAACUGUGGGCAAUCCACUCCAAAAAAAGCUGAACAACUGAGGACAACCCUCCGCAAAAAAACUCAACAACUGUGGGGCAUCUCCCCCCUCCCCAUUUUCUUAAACCUGAGUCCCCAAAAGGGGGGCAUCUUAUAGACGGCAAAAUACGGUGUGUUGGUACAACUGUAUUACACAAUUAUACUUCCCCCAGUCAGCAAACAACCAUUCGCAGAGCCUCUGUAACAAACUAACUAAAUGAAACAAAACUGAAUCUCCUGCCCUGUUGGUCUCCCCACCCCUCUGAGUUGAACCAACAUUGGAUACACCCCAAUGGGAGGGGGGUUUAUUCAACUUGUUUUUGCUCAGAGUAGACCUGUUGAAAUUGAUGGCAAAGACUAAGUAACGGCAUUCUGUAACACAGGGGUAAGGAUGGAAAAUGUCCCGUUUUCAAGUCCCCACCCUGUGAUGUUCUGCAGGGUGCUGUGUUGCGAGUAGAAUUUUCCCAGCCGAUUGAAAGGUUCUCCCGGGACUGUACAGGGGCAGGUGACCUUUCAGGUAGCUGCAUCCUGUGUGUCUUCACACCAUCCCUUUUGGGGGAACGGGAAUGCUGCAGGCCAUGAUGACACCCCCAUUGUAUCUCCCCCUCCAGUGCUUCAUGAAUGCCGUGCUUCAGUGCCUGAGUAGCACCAAGCCCCUGCGGGACUACUGCCUCCGUCGGGAAUUCCGGCAGGAACAGCCCAGCGCUCUGCGGACCCAGCAGGAGCUGACUGAAGGUAAAGAGGGGAAGCGGAAAGACCCUGCCCUGCUUUUCCUGUUGUUGUUUUCCCUCCCGUCAGCAGAGUCGGUUAUGUAACCAGAUCACUGUCUGAACGAGCUUCAGCUAAAAAGGAUCCUUGUAGUGAGCCAGCAAUCUAAAUUGGUCUCUGGAGGGCCUUAAUCCAAUCCCGGUUGACCACUAUUAUAUAAGUACCUCUGCCUUGAACAAAGUAUUAUAUAAUUAGAGGACCUAAUUCCAGCACUCUCCUGUCCUGUCCCUUUCUCACCUGCGAGGUAUUCAUAGGCCACCGUCUCUGGCCUUCAGCUUGCAAACGUAUUACAGGAAACACCUACAUAAAUAUUGUGGGACAAACUGCCCAGGCUUAUAAUCCACAGUUUUGAGGUGGGGGGUGGAAUGGUGGGACAGGGAGAGGAUUAUGAAAGUCACUCCUAAAGGAGUGGGCGUUUGAUAUUGCAUUGUGUUUGCACAUCUUUUUCCAUUGCUCCAGCCCCUCCUCUGACCCUCUUGAUAGUUUUCCACCAGCAGUAUCUUUGAGCCUGUCCUGUUGGGAGGGAGAGGGUCUAGGUAUGAGUUCUGCCUCUGCCACAGUCUUCCCUAUGCGGCCUUGGACAGGCCACAUACCUAACUCCAAGCCCCAAUUCCUCAUUUGUAAGACAAAACCAGGAAUGGUAGCAUAUUUGCCAUGUUUCGAGGAAGAGGAAGCAAAAUGAAAUUCGCUGAGUGUUUUCCCUAGUGUAAAAAUGGAGAAGGAGAAAGGGAACAACUCCUUUAUUUUCUUUUUUGUGGCUCUUCAUUCUCCAGCCUUUGCAGAUGUCAUUGCCACUUUAUGGCACCCCGAUUCCACGGAGGCCGCCAACCCCAGCCGCUUCAAAGCCGUCUUUCAGAAAUACGUGCCAUCCUUCACAGGAUACAGGUGAGGCAAGUUGGGGUGCCCAUUGCCUUAUCCCUGCCCCAGUGCGGUUGCACAUUUCUUACCCACCCCAACAUUUCCCCCACCCCGGCCUGCCCAACCCUUCUGCCUUUCUUCCUUUUCUAGCCAGCAGGACGCUCAGGAGUUCUUAAAAUUUCUCAUGGAUCGGUUGCAUGUGGAGAUUAACAGGAAAGGGCGCAAGACUCCCAGCAUCCUCUCUGACGCCAAGCGACCCUCAGUACUAGAGGACACAGACACCUUGAGGUGAGUGCAGAAAAUGUGGUGCCGUCUUGUGAGCUGGGCAGAAGAAACUGCUCUAUACCACAAAUCGGAGCAUGCUUCUAUUUUUUAAAGGGGAGAGGGCAGGGAUUGAACCUGAGACCUUUGGCUUGCGAGGCGGGUGCUCUACCGCACAGCUACAGUUCCUCCCUGAAUGUGUCAAGCUGCUGUAUACCAGGUCAUCUAUCCCAGUACAGUCAAGUUGCAUCAUCUGGGCAUUUUACUUACACAAAUUCAGCUUUAUAUGCCCAGUUGCGGCUCCAUUCCAGCCUUUUUCUUCUGCCUCCAUUUCUCUCUCUCUCUUACUCACCUCCCCCCCUCCCUUCUGCUGCUCACUUUCACAUGGGGGAGUGAGGGGAGGUAGCAGAAACAUGGGGGAGGUCUUCCCCAUGGGACUUCUCCACCACCAGCAGCCAAAUGAAAAGUAACUUUGGCUAUGCAUGGUUUUCACAUAUAUAUGCAACACCUGGAACUAAACCCUUGCAUGUGAUGCAACUUGACUGCAUUGUCUGCUGAUAGUGGCUCUCCACAGCCUCAGGUUUUUGGCAACUCUGCUAUCUAAGAGCUCUUAUGUUUUGUUACUGUUUACAGUCAUAUCUCGGGUUGAAGUCGCUUCAGGUUAAGGCUUUUCGGGUUGCACUUGGUGGCAACGUGUUACUUCCGGGUUUCGCUGCUCACGCAUGCACAGAUGCUCAAAAUGACGUCAUGCGUGGAAGCGAUGAAUCGCAACCCACGCAGACGCGGGGUCGCGGAUUGCGUUCGCUUCAGGAUGCGAACGGGGCUCCGGAACGGAUCCCAUUCGCAUCCAGAGGUACCACUGUAUAUAAAGUGAUUGUUUGAAUGAUGCCAGUUUCUACUAUUGACACAAUAUAUGCCGCUUUUCAGGCAAAAGAGACCCGCAAGUCAGCUCACAAAAGAAUAGAUACACAAAUGCCAACACAAAUGAUAAAAAUUCAAAAUAAUUAACAUUUGAAGAGUGUUUGACUGCGUUCGUUUUCCUGCCAAAGAGGCAAAGAGCAUUCCCUACAAACAAAAAAUUGAGAGCAAGAUCAAAUCUUUAAGCAGCGGCUCCUCCUUAUAAGAGUCCCAGUUGGGGGGCAAGGCAGGUGGAAAAGCUUGCCCGGGUUGAUUCCAGGAGUCUUUCCCAUGACUGGAGAUCCUUGGAAAUGGAUCUGGAACUGCUACAGUGGUACCUUGGGUUAAGUACUUAAUUCGUUCUGGAGGUCCCUUCUUAACCUGAAACUGUCCUUAACCUGAAGCACCACUUUAGCUAAUGGGUCCUCCUGCUGCCGCUGCGCUGCCGGAGCACGAUUUCUGUUCUCAUCCUAAAGCAAAGUUCUUAACCUGAAGCACUAUUUCUGGGUUAGCGGAGUCUGUAACCUGAAGCGUAUGUAACCUGAAGCGUAUGUAACCCGAGGUACCACUGUAUAUGCAAAGCACAGGCUCUGCUACUGCUUUAUGGCCCCCUCCCCUAAACACCACCUCAGAAGAGAGAGGAGAUAAUGCUAGAAGGGGCUUCCCAAGGAAGCUGAAUGUUGGAAGAUUCAGGACAGACAAAGGAAAGUCCUUCACUCAGUACAGAGAGUUAACCCGUGGAACUCACUCCCACAAGACGAGUGGUGGCCAGCAACUUGGAUGGCUUUAAAAGAAAAUGAGGCAAGUUCAUAGAGGAGAAGGCUCUCAAUAGUUGCUUGCCACGGUGUCUGUGUUCUCCCUCCACCGUCAGAGGCAGUUGCUGGGAAGCGCAACUGAGGAGAGUGCUGCCACUUGCAGGCUUCCCAAGGGAUCUGGUCAGCUACAGUGAGAGCAGGCCUUGAUGGGCCUUCUGGUCCUGCAGGGCUUUUCUUAUGUUCUUACAAUGGGCUCAUAUUUCCUGGUCCAGUGGCCUGUCCUAGUGCAGGGUGUUUCUGACCUACCUGGGCUAAUGUGGCGAACAGUUGGGCCCGACCUCCCAGUGUAGCUGAACUACUAGCAGCGCUCAGAGUGUGUCUGAGCACAUAAAUGCUGGAGGCUGGGUUUCUAGUCACCGCUUGAAGCCUGAUUCAUACUUGCAUCUCCAUUGCUCAGUGCAGAGCUUGGAUGUGAGAAUUGCCAUGCUUGGAAAGCGUUUGUGUGUGGAGGAGGUGUUUGAUGAAAUCUUCCCUGCGGUGACUGGUUGUUGCUUACUUAAUAAUAAUAACUAGCCGUUCUGUAGCACUCCAGUUUUCAAGUGACAUUGCAGACAUUCUCAGGUAAUUUUCACAACACCCCCGUAACCUGGACUGGUGUCGUCACACCCACGUUUCAGAUGGAGUCUGAGACUGGCUUGCCAAAGACCAUCUAGCGAGGUUGCUCCUGAGGCAAGAUUUGAACCAGGAGCUUACAGGUUCCCAGCUCAGUCUCUUACCCCCAUGCUAGCUAUCAACUUGCUGCCACUGAGCUUCCAAAUUUCAGGGGUUGAUGGGCCUUCAGUUCACCAUCAGUGCCUGGGAUUGUAAGCUCAUCAGGGGCCUGUUUUGGCUUUCUUCUGCAGUGAUGCAUUGGUACUGAUGUUGCUGAAUUAAAAUAAUAAUCGUUUUGCAGGUGGGCUCUGCUUCCUCCUGUUCUCUGCCCCGGUAACCAAUGCCCCACCUCCAUCCAACCCUCUUCCACUUCCUGCUCAUGUUGCUCACACUCUCUUCUUGGGUUUCUUUCCUCCCCGCCCCCCCCAGUGAUGAUGAACAAGCCAACCAGAUGUGGAAGCGCUACCUGGAGCGAGAAGACAGCAAGAUAGUAGGUGAGCAGGUGUUUUUUCUUGCACAACCUUGGGCUGCCAGCUCCCAUCAUCCCUGACAGUUAGCCAGGGACUGAUGGGAGAUGGAGUCCGGCAAUCCCUGCCGGGCCACAGGUUUCCCCCAUCCCUGCCCUACAGCAUGGGAGUGGUCUGAGCUGAGCCAUAAGGUCAAAAUGAUUUGCCUGUGACUAAGCCAGUCUAAGAAUCGCCCACCUGGUCACACAGGAACAUGAGGGCCACUCGAGGGUAGACCCAAAUUCAAAUGCCAGUGUGCAACUCCUACAGGGUGCUUUUGAUUCCAUCUAUUAUCAGCUUGAAAUGCUCCCUUGGAGCCAGAACGCAUGAGCUGUAGCAGAAUGUGCAAGUCGAACGCUGUUUUUAAGCUGGCCCACACAGUAACAGAAGCAUUUCUUUCUCUCUCUGUGCUAGAUCUCUUUGUCGGCCAGUUGAAAAGCUGCCUCAAGUGUCAAGCGUGUGGCUACCGGUCGACCACGUUUGAAGUUUUCUGUGACCUCUCCCUGCCUAUCCCAAAGGUAGGCUCCUAGUGUCGUCACGGCAGGCUUCAGGGCAGAUGCUGUUAAGUGACUGAUGAAGCUUCCUUACAGCAAGUCAGAUAGCUAGCCUGGCUAGCUCAGAACUGUCCACUAAUAUGACUGGUAGCUUAAGGGAUCCUUUUUAACUGGAGAGUUAAUCUGGGAAUCCUCUGGAGUGUUUUCUCUUUUAACUGGUUAACUGGUCAAAGUAUUGGGGUUUUCCCCCUAUCCUGUAAGCCAGGAGUAGGGAAGGUGGGACUUUCCAUAUGUUGCUGAACUCCAGUUUCCAUCAUCCCUGAUGACUUUAUACUGGCUGGGGAUGAUGGGAGUUGGAGUCCUUUGAGCUCUGGAGGGCUACAACUUCCCAAUUGCUGCUGUGAACCACUUCAAGAGAGAGGUUUUUUUAUAAAAAAAGAAAAGGUGGUGAUUUUAAAAUUAAGAUUCCUGGUUGUCAUUUUGUGUUUAUCUACUCAUGAGCAAUGUCAGAAAUGGGCCGCCCACCUGUCAGUCCCCUGUUGCUACACUGACAUCAGGCGAUGCUUCCUUUUGAAGCCCCAGUUGUCAGGACUUUGAAAUGAACCGUAGGGCUUUCAAAGCCCCCCACGUUUGGUGUGGUGUAGUGGUUAAGAGCGGUAGACUUGUAAUCUGGUGAACCGGGUUCACUUCCCCGCUCCUCCACAUGCAGCUGCUGGGUGACCUUGGGCCAGUCACACUUCUUGAAGUCUCUCAGCCCCACUCACCUCACAGAGUGUUUGUUGUGGGGGAGGAAAGGAAAGGAGAAUGUUAGCCGCUUUGAGACUCCUUCAGGUAGUGAUAAAGCGGGAUAUCAAAUCCAAACUCUUCUUCUUCUUGCAAACUACUGGACUGUGGACCUUUCCUAUAAUUUUGCAGUGGCUCAGAAGCAGCAAGAAGGAAAAGGGAGGGGGUUUGGCCAUCUGAGCAAAGGGACUUGACAUCCCCUUGAGCAGGGGAGGUAGACCGAGCUGGGGGAGGAGAGGUUCCUGCACCCAGCCUCUGGGUAAAUUUUGGCACUUGCUGGCCUGGCAGUGGGGCAGAGGGACUGCCAGAAGUUUGUUUUUACGUGUCAGCACUGAUGUUUGUAAGCCUCCUCGAACGUUCAGCCUAAUGGAUAGGGUGGUGGUAAAGAUGAUCUUUCCAACCAAACCCUUGCCCUGAUUUCACAGAAAGGCUUCACCGGUGGGAAGGUAUCUCUGCUAGACUGCUUCAGCCUCUUCACCAAGGAGGAGGAGCUGGAUUCUGAAAACGCACCAGUAAGUUCAUCGUGCUUUUCUGCCACGUGGGUGAUGGCAUUAGCAGUAGCACCUGUUUUAUUGAAUUUGUGGUGUCUUUUUGUUUAAAUGAUAAUUGUCUCACUGUUUAAGAGGUUUUUUUAAUAAAAAAAUCUCCAGUGGUUUAUAAAAGCUUUUACAGAAAUAAAAUGAAGUAUAAGCAUCUUCUCUUCUUCUUCUUCUUCUUCUUCUUCUUCUUCUUCUUCUUCUUCUUCUCUCUCUCUCUCUCUCUCUCUCUGAGCAGGUGUGUGACAAAUGCCGGCAGAGGACCCGAAGCACCAAGAAGUUGACCAUCCAGCGCUUUCCUCGCAUCCUUGUGCUACGUAUCCUUUCUGCAUUCUCCCUCCCCCGCCCCCCCGGCCCAACUUCCCCCAAGAAUUGGGAGCCAGUCAGGGCUGCAGCUGGCGGCAGAGCGCCCAAAGUAUUCUGUUUGUAUUUUAUCUGCAGAUGUAGAAGCCACUUUGCAACCAAAGGUUACCAAGCGGUGUACAGAAAAAUAUCAAGUUGAAAUCCCAACUCAGUAAACUACAAGGAACAAUAGCAAUUUCUACAGUUGUAAAAUUGUUGUCCUGUAGUAUGACUGCGCCACACUGCAGGGAGAAAGUGGCUGCUUAGAACAGUCUGUUAAAAAUGUUAAGAUGGUCAAACUGGCCUACUUUUCAGGCUGGUUCUGCAGAAUUACACAAAGUACUUGGGAUAAGCGAUACAUACAGUCAUACCUCAUGUUAUGUUUGCUUCACGUUGCGGCUUUUCAGGUUACAAACGCUGCAAACCCGGAAGUGUUUAUUUCCGGCUUCGCCGCACGCGCAGAAGCGAUCUGCGUGCUUUGUGCAUGUGCAGAAGCACACUAUCUUUUUUUAAAAAAAAAAAAAUUAUUAAUUUUCCAACAAAAUUAUACAAUUUUAUCCAAAUUUUAACAAAUAAAAAAAACAUUUUGGACUUCCUUCAGCUUCUCUGGUAAUCAUCCAUAGUUAUUCUUCAGUACGCAUUCCCUUCGUUGUAUUGCCAUUUAUCUUCCCUCCCCCUUCUAUUUCUUUUUGACAAUACAUCUUAACUUUUACAGUGCUUCUUGAAACCCCACUAGCGUUGUUUGCACAUCACACACAUUUUUCAGAUAUUCCACAAACUUUUCCCAGUCUUCGGUAAACUUUUGGUCUCUCACAUAUCUUAUUUUCCCAUUUAGUUUAUCCAAUUCAGCAUAGUCUGUCAGUUUCAUUCUCCAUUCUUGUAUCGUCGGUAUUUCCUCUUGUUUCCAUUUCUGGGCCAAUAAAAUUCUUGCUGCCGUAACUGCAUACUGAAAAAGUUUACAGUCCUUUCUUCUUAUUUCUUUUCCUGUAAUCCCUAAAAGAAAAGCUUCUGGUUUCUUUACAAAAGUAUAUUUUAACAUCUUUUUCAAUUCAUUAUAUAUCGCUUCCCAGAAACUCUUCACUUUCUUACACUCCCACCACAUGUGAUAAAACGUUCCUUCUUUUUCUUUACAUUUCCAACACUUAUUACAUGUCUUAUACAUUUUUGCUAAUUUUACCGGUGUGAUGUACCAUCUAUAAAACAUUUUCAUCACGUUUUCCUUCAAUGCCAUGCAUGCAGUAAAUUUUAGAUUUUCUUUCCACAAUUUGCAGAAGCACACUAUCUCGCUUCACGCGCACACAGUAGCGGCACUCUACUUACGGACUUUUCAGGGUGUGAAUGGCACCCCGAAACGGAUCACGUUCAUAAGUAGAGGUACUGUAAUGGAUUUAGGGGUUGCUCGUGCAUAAGUUGCCGCCACUCCUGGUGAGGUUACCUGGUUAAACCCUUUCUGACUGAGCAGCCUCCAGCAUCGUGACUGUCUCAGUCGCUGGCAGAAUCCGUCAGUGGGCGUUUCUUAAACUUUUUCCAGCACAAAAAUUCCUUGACGCCUAGUCUCCGCCUAGACUCCCUGCGCGGAAGCCUUCUGCGCAGGGAGGAUGUGGGCAGCGGAGGACCCGUACUCUCUCCGCUGGUCUCCGGCGAGGAGUCUUGGAGCCUCCUCUCCGAUUCCCCCAUCUGCCCCCCUUCUCUAUUGGUGUUACGCUGAUUUCCUUCCCCAGCGGACGGGCUGCCUCUCUCCCUACUGGGACCCUCUCCGCCAUCCCUCUGGAGCCUUCCCUCCGCCUCUAGCUCCGAUGGCAGUUCCCUGACAGGUACUGCUGUAAAUCAAAAUCGGAUGCCUUCCUGGGUUUCCUAAGGAAUUCGGGAUUGGCUUCUUCUGGCCUCUAAAUACGACGCCGCCAAGGCUAUUCUGGCUUGGGUUUUCUUUUAUGAGGAAGCAUCAGGUUAUGCUGCACUGAUGUGUGUGAUACUGGGUAUCUUGCUCCUUUCCAGUCCUGCUGAGUUUAGGGGGGAAGGCAAGAGGUGUAUUCUAGAGCAGUGGGACCAAUGGUCAAAGUGCCCUCGCUGCACUCGGCACAGCAUUACAGUCCUUCUCCAGGUUGAGUCCUGGAGAAAACUGUAUAUAAUAAAAUGGCUUGUGCAAGGUUUUGCAAUACAAGGUGGAUGCCAGGAAGCUGCUGAAGCCCACCCAGUCCCCUAGAACAGCUUGACGCAUGAAGCGACAAAUUUAUAUAAUAUAUAUUUCAUUUCAUUUAUAUCCCACCUUUGCUCCAAGGAGCUCAAGGUGGUGUGCCUGGUUGUACGCCAGUGUGGUGUAGUGGUAAAGAGUGGUGAACUCGUAAUCUGGUGAACCGGGUUUGAUUCCCCGCUCCUCCACAUGCAGCUGCUGCGUGACCUUGGGCUAGUCACACUUCUCUGAAGUCUCUCAGCCCCACUCACCUCACAGAGUGUUUGUUGUGGGGAAGGAAGGGAAAGGAGAAUGUUAGCCGCUUUGAGACUCCUUUGGGUAAUGAUAAAGCGGGAUAUCAAAUCCAAACUCCUCUUCUUCUUCUUCUUCUUCUUCUUCUUCUUCUUCUUCUUCUUCUUCUUUUCUCCUGACCUGUUUUAGCCUCACAACAGCCCUGCAAGGUAGGUUAAGCUGAGAGGCAGUGACUGGCCUCUAAGGUCACUCAGUGAGUUUAAUGACCGAGUGGGGAUUUGAACCCAAGUCUCCCAGCACUUUUAAUUGCUUCGCCACCACAGGCUUAAAUGAAACAUAUAAGGAUGGCGCUUAAAAAGCAGGCUAAACCCAUGAGAUUCACUUAGAUUCACACCUGCCAUCAGGUGUAGAAUUGGAAGGAUGAGUUUGCCGUAUUUUUUAUUAAUCAUUUAUUUACGGCAUUUACACCACCUUUAGCCAAAAAGGUUUUCAGAGCAGCUUACAAAAACCAAAUACUAUCCCUGCCGUGUGGCUCACAUUCUUAAAGGACACGACACACGAGGAAGAAAGGAUGGGAGGAGGAAAAAACAAGCUUGAGUACUUCAAGCUAUAGCCAGUUAUAUUGGUUCAUGUGUUUUGAGAAACAGACAGUGAAAAGCAGGGUAUCAGUUUUGAAUAAACAAAAUUCUUUAACUCACCCUAUCCCAGACCUGAACCGGUUCUCCACCACCCGUUACUCCAUUAAGAAAUGUUCCGUGUUUGUGGAUUUCCCCCUCCAGCAGCUCAACCUGAAAGAGUUUGCCAGCGAAAAGGCCGGUGAGUUGGCGUGCCAGGUCUGGGCCAAUCCCUCCUGUGCCGUCUCGGGGCCUGCUUGCUGGAGAAGGGGAAGUUUGAGCUCCUCCUGUUCUCUCUCCCUGUUCCAGGCACCCCUGUGUACAACCUCUAUGCCCUGUGCAAUCAUUCUGGCAGCGUCCACUACGGCCACUACACAGCCUUCUGCAAGGACCAGUCUGGCUGGCGGGUUUACAACGACUCCCGGUGAGCAAAGAGAAGACGAUGGCUUUCCUUUCCUUUCCAAAUCUCCACUGCGCUGAUUCUAGUCUAGUUCUAAGGAAGCUUUCCUAGAUCAGAAGCGGGGGUGUAAACACUCUCCAGGGUUUUGCAGCCAAACGGCGCAGGUCGGGCGAUCCAAAUUCUGCAACCCGGGUUCGAAAUGCGUAAUUUCCUUGUUGAGUAAUUCUGGGGAGGAGAAUUCCCCGGAUACUGAAGGCCUCUUCCAUGCAUCUCAUAGGGAGAGAGGGAGUAAGACCGUUGGUCCAGAUCGCUCAAUAUUGCCGCGUCUGUCUACUAUGGAGUCAGGCAGGUGUUCUCUCCAGGGCCUGCCUGGGGGUGGAUGCAAAGGAUUGAGCCUGGAACCUUGUGCAUGUAAAACACGCACUGAGCUGUGGAACAUCCUCCCAAAAAAAGGAACCUGGGAUAUAUAGGAAGCUGUCUUGUAUUGAAUCAGACCGUUGAUUCACCUAGCUCAGUGCUGCCUGCUCUGACUGGCAGCAGCCCUCCAGGGUUUCAGGCAGGGGUCUGUCUUUCCCAGCCCUACCUAGAGAUGCCCGGGAUUGAACCUGGGACCUUCUGCAUGCAAGGCAGAUCCUCUCCCGCUCUCAUUCAGCCGCACUUGUUGAGGUUUCUCACACACACACACACACACACACACACACACACACACACACACACUCACUCACUCACUCUCAGCUGUUUUGUAGGCAUACGGAGUAGAAAAGUCCUUUUUUUUUCUUAAAUCAAACCGUGAAGGGCAGGAAGCUGAAAACUGCACCCUGUGUCAGCAUUUUCCAACUCUACAAUUCUGUGAUUCCGCACCCGCUGUGGGACUGUGGCGCUCACCCAGGCCAGCUCUUAUAUGGGUCAGAAGUCACUUCCUGAACCCUUCCUGCCUGUGGCCUGCUUCCUUGCACCAUAAAUCCUGUGCUCUGCUCUGGACCAGGAUGCUAAUAUAAUUAGGUAGCUGUACUAACUAAGUAGCUUAAGACACCUGUUCCUAAUGUGUGCCCUGCUUGGCAAGGGUUUAAAGCAGGCCAGGCUGCUGCCUGAACACCCUUGAUGCAGCCUUGCAGCCAACUGCAAAGCCAUUCAAACCCGGCUGCCCUAGAACCCAAAUUCUGCAGUGUGAACAGCUCAGUUUUGCAACCAAUGCAAAACAACAGCAAGAGGGUUGUAUCCAACGUAGAGUAGACCCAUUGAAUUCAGCAGGCAUGACUGACUAAAGUUCAUUGUUUUAAUUAGCUGACUCUGAGCAAGAGUGAGCAACCAAAAUCUCUGGUUUUUCUCACUGGCAUGUUUUCCUCCCUGCUCUUUAGCACGAUACAAUCCUCUCCUGCUCAUUAUGGGAUGCUGGACAUUGGUGCCCUGCCCUCCAACCUCUCGGAGUCUUCUUUGGCCGUCACAGUGCUUUCUAAGAUUUCAUCUAGCAUAGCUCAUGUAUCACCACAAAAUCAAAAUGGCUACAGAAAAAUAAGAACCUGGCAAUUAGAGUGAUAAAUUAUCUGGCCCAUGCUACACCCUGUGACUUUGGCUUUCUUCUAUACACUUGGCAGUGGUUAUUAAUUUUAUUUAGUAUCCUCUACACACAUGGAAGGGACGCGGGUAGCACUGUGGUCUAAACCACUGAGCCUAGGGCUUGCCGAUUGAAGGUCAGCGGUUUGAAUCCCUGUGACAGGGUGAGCUCCCAUUGCUCGGUCCCUGCUCCUGCCAACCUAGCAGUUCGAAAGCAUGUCAAAGUGCAAGUAGAUAAAUAGGUACUGCUCCGGCGGGAAGGUAAACGGCGUUUCUGUGCGCUGCUCUGGUUCGCCAGAAGCGGCUUAGUUAUGCUAGCCACAUGACCCGGAAGCUGUACGCCGGCUCCCUUGGCCAAUAAAGCGAGAUGAGCGUCGCAACCCCAGAGUUAUUCAAACUGUACCUAACGGUCAGGGGUCCCUUUACCUUACACACAUGGAAGUUUACAAAAGUACUGGGCAGGGAGGGGCGGCAGUACAGGCGACUCCAAAUUUCCAGUUGGUUCAAAAUGCAAUUGCUUAUUUGACACUGGGAGGAGAUCAUAUCACUGGGAGGAGAUGUGGUCUCAAUACCAUCAGCUUUGGUUAUUUACUGGUUUCUAGACUAAAUUCAAAGUGCUGGUAUUAACUUCCUAGAACCAGCACACCAUAAGGGCUGCCGUCUCCCGUGUGACCAAGUCUGAAGUUCAUCUUAAGAUGUUCCUUUACUGUAAGACAGAUGUGGGGAACCUGAACUGCAGCUCCCUAUGAGCCCCAGCAGAUGUGAUCAGUGGGCAAGGAUGAUGGGAGCAGGGGCAGACUUUCAGAUUUCACCAGCGCCCUUUGUGGAUCCACCUCUUGCCUUCCAAUCCGCUCAGUUCAGUACAUUAGAGUUGUGGUGCGCUGCUCAGCGCCCAGUGUGGCAGAACUGGUCGCUCUGCCUAAAUCCGCCUCUGAUGGGAGUUGUAGUUCUGCAACAUCUGGAGGAGUAUCCCAGGCGAGUAAGAUGAGCAGGCAAGUAAGAUUUCUCUGCUAAUGUGCCAUCCUUUCUCUCUCUCCCCGCCCCCGCCCCUUUUGCAGUGUGUCUCCCAUCAGCGAGAACCAGGUCCCGUCCAGCGAGGGCUACGUCCUUUUCUACGAGCUGGACGACAUGCACUGGAAGAAGCAGUAAUAGUAUUGGAACCCAGCACUUUCGGCCCUGCCGCCCCUCUUACCUCAUAGAGACUGGUGCUCGGGUCUUUUUAAAAAAAAUCAUUUUAAAAAAGCGACGACGACAAAAAAAACAACAAUAAAAAAACAAACGACACUAUGUGGGGUUUGUUUCUACGAGUGACCCGGGUCAUCCACUUCUCCAUAUACGUUCCCAGGUUUCCUUUUUAUUUUAUUUUUUUUCCUCAUUUGUUCUUUUUUUAAAAUAAAAAUCACCAGGUCUUAAGGCGGGAUGGGAGCAAAGUGGUUGCAGGGCAAGGCCUGGCACAGAGAGAGAGAGUGUAUGUGUGGGAGCUUGUGAAGGGGUGUGUGUGUGGGAGGAAGAAUGCACAGAGCCUCCAUUGUCCGUCCGCUUGCCCCCCCCAAGCCCUCAGGGGAAAUAACAUGCGCUUACCCCUCAGUCUGACUGUGGCAGCCACUACUGAUUUUAAACGACUAUGUGACUUUGUAUAUAUAAUGAUGGGUUUGUACAUAGAUGACAAGAGAAAAAUGAAGAGGUUGAAACUUUUUUUGUGAAUAAAUUUACUAAAAAAAUAAUAACAAAAA